GCCCGGGAAGUCUCGCGAGAGUCAGCGGCGUCCGCCCUUGGGCGCUGGGAGCCGGCGGGUCGGGCCGUGCGGGACCCGGGGUACCAGCCGUCAUGGCUAAGACGUUUCUUCACCAGUACUGGGACAUUCCCGAAGGCACCGAGUGCCACCGCAAGGCCUACGCCGCCACCACGAUCGGUGGUGCCACUGGCCUCAUCGUCUCUGCCUACAGCGUGGCUCUCCAGACCCCAGCCUCCUUCCUGGAGGGAGUGGCGAGGACAGGACGGUACACAUUUACUGCAGCCGCCAUCGGUGCCAUAUUUGGCCUCACCUCCUGCAUCAGCGCCCAGGUCCGCGAGAAGCCCGAGGACCCUCUCAACUACUUCCUUGGAGGCUGCGCUGGAGGCUUGACCCUGGGAGUGCGCAGCCACAGCUACAGGAUUGGAGCCGCCGCCUGCGCGUACAUGGGCAUGACGGCCGCCCUGGUCAAGAUGGGCCAGCUGGAGGGCUGGAAGGUGUUUGCAGAGCCCAAGGUGUGAGCACCAGUGCCUCCUGGGACCUCGGACAGGUUGAAAUUAAUCUAAAAAUAAUAAAUCUUGUGUAUGUUUCUGUGCA
Hippopotamus amphibius kiboko is the source of this 594-nucleotide messenger RNA. It is a transcript of the gene NDUFA11, whose product is annotated as NADH:ubiquinone oxidoreductase subunit A11. The record is from RefSeq and is a predicted model, not a curated record. Gene Ontology annotation, biological process: mitochondrial respiratory chain complex I assembly. Bases 93 to 518 code for a protein of 141 amino acids. Lineage: Eukaryota; Metazoa; Chordata; Mammalia; Artiodactyla; Hippopotamidae. The transcript has 4 exons.